UACCUUCCUUAAGUAAUUUAAAUAUUUUUAAAGGCAAAAAAAGGUCCAAUAAUAAAAAAUGGAAAAUAAAGAUAUUAGUAAUACAACUGAGGCCAGCUCAGAAGGGAUAUUAAGUAAUUGUUCCGAGAAAAAUGUAUUCCAUGCAAAAACGAAUACUGAUUUUACUGAAGAAACUUUUGAUUUUCUUGUAAAUAAAAUCAAAACAGAAGAUAAUCCAGAAGAUUUUGCCAGCAUAUCUUUUAUGUCUAUUGAUAAUACAAAUGAAAAACAACAACAAGAUGAAAUGUGUGAAGCCUCUACAUCUUAUGAAAAAAAUGUCAACGAUUCUGAAUCAAAUUUGGAGGAACUUGCAGAUACAAAAUUAGUUGAUGAUAAAAUUAUAAGUAUGCAUACAAGUUCUCCUUCAACAGCAUUGCCAAUAAUGAAAAUAUUAUCUCGAAAAUUAGGACCACAUACUUGUCUUAAAUGCUGUUUUAGGUGUAAAAACGUUUUUCUUUUACUUGAUACUCCUUUACAUAUAUGUCGAAUACGAAGUAUUGAAAAGCAAAAUGAAAUUUUAAAAAUUGAGCCCUCAUUAUGUGCUGAUUCAUGCCUUUGUGAUUUUUGCUGGAUAGCCCUGGAAAAUAUUUACAAAUACAAUAAAUCUAAAAAUAUAAAAGAAGAAACAUAUUCAGAAAAGAAGUAUAGAUUGUUAGAACGUUAUGUGAAGAAAAAUACGGCAAAAAAAAAAAAUCAGGCAAGGAUAUGUUCAAUACAUUUAUGCUCUCGACCUUAUUGUCAUAAAAUGUCUGUAAAAGAGUUUGAAAAUAUUGAAGAAUUAUUAUUAUCAUUUGAGUUUUGUCGUUUAGUUUUCGUACAAUCCACAAAACAAACUACAGACUUCUUGAAAUUUCCCUUUUGUCUUUGUACAAUUCAUCAUACUAUGAUCAUGGUAAUGUCAAAAUGUCAAAUCUGUGGUGACAAACUCAAUGCACCAUUUAACCCUGAUGACUGGUUGAUGUAUAAAAUGUGGAAUUGUGUGUUGAUUGAAAAUAAACUUCCUUUAGUACUGAAACCAGGUAUGUUCAUAUGUGCGACGUGUAAAGGGCACGUUUCUAAAACAAAUCCUGGUUUCCCCCCAACUAUUGACUUGUCACUUUUACGGGGAUAUAUCUGUACAACCAAUGAAGUUCGUUUAAAAUUAUACGGAGAAUCACAAAAUAACUUGUUCAAUAUAUGUCAACAAUCAACAGAUGUGGAAUCUCCCAUUGUUGUUCCUAGGAAUGUCCUUGAAGGACAAAAAAAAUGUGUUCGUUCGACCAAAGUUAAGUUUUCUGAUCCUUUAAUAACUUCAAUUUAUAAUAUUGAAAUUGGCUAUAAUAAAAAUGAUACAGAAUCAAAUGCGAUUGUUAAUCCUGUUUCAAUAAGGAGAAAACAAAGCAAUGGUAUAUGCGGUACUGUUUCUAAUAAAGAUGUAAAGAAACAAAGACUGAAUGAAAAACACAGUUCCAAUGAAAAUAAUUCUACAGAUGAUUAUACUACCAAAUACUACAAAAAUAAAAAUAUUGCUCAUCCAAAAUAAAAUUAAUACACCAAGUACUUUAAAUAUGACUCCCAAUUGUAAAAAUAAAUAUAACCCAAAUCCUGAUAUAUUAGAUUAUGAAAUUAUUUACUAUAGUAUGUGAUACUGAUAAUAACAUUUUAUCGGAUUCUAAAAUAAUGUCUGAAACUGACAGUGAAGAAAUAUUACCUGAUUGUGAAAUAAAAGAAACAGUUUACUUAGUUGUGGUCUCAGGCGAUGAUUGGAGUUAGAUUCUGACUGUGAAUUAAUAAAGUAAUGUUAAAAAAAGAUCAGAUAGUAAAAUAUUAUUGGAUGGGGAGAUAGUUAAAAUGGUGUCUGGAAAUGAGAAUUUAAUGGCAAAAUAUGUAAUUAAACCUUCCGGUAAUAUUAUCGAGGCUUUUUUUUUUCCUGAAUAAAAAAAAAAAAACACAAUUAUUUUGUAUUAAUUGCUUACUGAUUCUUUUUAAAUCAUUAAAUAUGUACCCAGUAAGAUAAAUAGAUAGAUUUAAAUUCAAACAUUAAAAUAUUAAUAAUUACAAUUGUAUAUAUGAUUUAUAUAGUUUU
Messenger RNA from Acyrthosiphon pisum (pea aphid), 2104 nucleotides. RefSeq lists its product as uncharacterized. The transcript is spliced from 8 exons. Bases 59 to 1561 code for a protein of 500 amino acids. The record is from RefSeq and is a predicted model, not a curated record. NCBI's taxonomy places the organism in Eukaryota, Metazoa, Arthropoda, Insecta, Hemiptera, Aphididae.